This is a messenger RNA of Naegleria lovaniensis, 942 nucleotides long. RefSeq lists its product as uncharacterized. The coding region runs from base 1 to 942 and encodes 313 amino acids. Gene Ontology annotation, cellular component: nucleus; cytoplasm. Lineage: Eukaryota; Heterolobosea; Eutetramitea; Acrasida; Naegleriidae. The transcript has a single exon. The record is from RefSeq and is a predicted model, not a curated record.
AUGAUGAACGGAACACAAGAAGGCAACACUCGUCUCACCUCUUCAACUUCAAAAGACGUUAUAAAACCUUCCCUUUCUACGAUUGUUAUGAUACAUGGCUGGCUACAGAAUGGAAAGAUUUUUAAAGACAAGAGUGCAGCAUUCCGAAAGCAAUUUCCCAAUCAUCAAUUUGCCUUCUCCUUUCCGAAUGCUCCGUUUGUUCAGUCGAAACAAGAGGUGUCCCAAAUGAUUUCUUCACCAGCUCGAGUAAUUAACAGCAGCGAUGACCAGGAUAAUAACAAUACUGAAUCAGAAGAACCCAUUCCGGAUGAGGCUCUACAAAGAACUUGGGUGUUUUCACGAAUGAAUAGAACAGUGUAUGCACGAUGGAGGGAGUCCAUUCUCUAUUUAUUGAAUUACAUGAGAAAAGAAAGGAAGGAAGGUAAAAGAAUUGAUGGCUUGUUAGGUUUUUCUCAAGGAGGAGCCAUGGUUACAGUUUUGGCAGCCCUCAUCUCGAUGGAAUAUCAUAACUUGCUGAAUCGAGAAUGUUUACCAAGCUCUCUCUACGAACCUCAUCCUCACGAUGAAGAUGAAACAAAUUUUGAUGACAUUAUUGAGGCGAUCAGAGAGUUGUUUUUUACAGUCCACCCUGAAAAUGGAAAGAAAGAAUGCACCCUGAAAUUGGUGAUUCUUGUUGGAACCUUUAAACCAAAUUCGAUACAGAUUAAUCAAGUGAUGGAAACAUUAAUGAGUAGAAAUUUGAAAAUUGGAGGAUUUUUCAAAACAUUACAUAUUUAUGGACUGAAUGACGACGUUAUUAAACCAGAGCGAUCUCAGGAAUUGGCAGAGGAUUGGUACGUUCGUGAUUCAACGGUGAUAUUGACUCACCCAAAGAAACACAUAUUGCCCACAGGAAGUGAAGUGAAAGAAGAAUUGCGAAGGUUCAUCAAAUCUUCUCUAUGA